AUGGCAGCUGAUAUUGAUAUGAGCCUGGAAGACUAUAUUAAGACUCGAAUGAAUAUGGUUGGUUCAAGAACAUGUCGAGACCGUUUAGAAGAUCCUCAGAGGAUGUCUGUUUUGAGCACUGUGGUUAUGGCAAGUCAGACAAAAAUCUUCAAUCUUUUUCAGGAGCUGUUUGCUGAAUUUGGAACCAUUAUAAAUGCAGCAGUUAACAAUGAUAACUUGGGAAAGUCAUUGGGUACAGCGUAUAUUGUCUUUGCCCGAGAAGCAGAUGCACUUCAAGCUCUCAAGCAGUACAAUGGUUUUCGUUUUCAUGGCCGACCAAUAGGAAUCACCAUGGAUGGCGGAUCAGCUAGUAGUGGCGACAUAAAAGAUCGGCUUGACUACAACAGAGUCUAA
Messenger RNA from Procambarus clarkii (red swamp crayfish), 393 nucleotides. NCBI's taxonomy places the organism in Eukaryota, Metazoa, Arthropoda, Malacostraca, Decapoda, Cambaridae. The record is from RefSeq and is a predicted model, not a curated record.